GUAACCGCCGAGGAAGCCGAGGCGAGCCCGGGUCGGGCGCGAGGGCGCGCGGGCCGCUGCUGCCACCGCGGGUGUUCCCUGCGCUCCCGCUCCAGCUAGGACUCUCUCUGCCGCCUCCUCCUCCUCCUCCGACCUCAGUCCUCACCACCCUCCUCCCGCUCCUCAAAAGCACCCCCGAGUCCCCACCCCCUCACGCCCCACCCGCGGGAACGAGGCCUUGGGAAUUCAGGGGAGUGGCUGUGGGGGCGCGUCGCGGCUCCCAGCUCGGCCAGCCCCUCUUUCAAGACAUGGUCUGAUCCCCAUUGUAAAAGCUGCGCCCCGAAGAGGAGGAGAGAGUCGUGCUCCCUUCCUGGGGCUGCAGGGAGCUCUCCGUGCUGAAGCUCUUGCAUUAUUUUAGGGUGGGGCGAAGAGGGCCCUGGAUUUUGGGGAGUGGGGGUGGGUGGGGAGGAGGACCCGAGGGGGGCAAGGACUCUGUGGGGGAGUCGGUGAGAGACUAUGGGGAAGGACCAGGAGCUGCUGGAAGCUGCUCGCACUGGAAAUGUGGCUCUGGUGGAGAAACUCCUGUCUGGCAGGAAAGGAGGGAUCCUGGGCGGUGGAUCCGGACCCCUGCCCCUGUCUAAUCUGCUAAGCAUCUGGCGAGGCCCCAAUGUGAACUGCACAGACAGUUCGGGUUACACUGCUUUACACCACGCAGCCUUAAAUGGACAUAAGGACAUAGUUCUCAAACUACUUCAAUAUGAGGCAUCAACAAAUGUAGCAGACAACAAAGGGUAUUUUCCUAUUCACCUGGCUGCCUGGAAAGGAGAUGUGGAAAUUGUGAAGAUUCUUAUUCAUCAUGGACCAUCACAUUCCAGGGUCAAUGAACAGAACAAUGAAAAUGAAACUGCCCUACACUGUGCAGCUCAAUAUGGACACUCAGAAGUAGUUGCAGUUCUCCUAGAAGAGCUCACUGACCCGACAAUUAGGAAUAGCAAGCUGGAAACACCUUUGGACUUGGCGGCACUCUACGGACGGCUUAGAGUGGUAAAAAUGAUCAUCAGUGCACAUCCUAACUUAAUGAGCUGCAACACUCGCAAGCACACGCCACUUCACCUUGCUGCGCGCAAUGGCCACAAAGCAGUCGUGCAGGUGCUGCUGGAGGCAGGAAUGGAUGUGAGCUGUCAAACAGAAAAGGGGAGUGCACUUCAUGAAGCAGCUUUGUUUGGAAAGGUGGAUGUUGUACGAGUUCUGUUAGAAACAGGAAUUGAUGCCAACAUAAAGGAUAGCUUAGGUAGAACUGUCUUGGACAUUCUGAAAGAACAUCCAUCUCAGAAAUCUCUCCAGAUUGCAACACUCUUACAAGAGUAUUUAGAAGGCGUGGGAAGAUCUACAGUCCUCGAAGAGCCUGUACAGGAAGAUGCAACACAAGAAACACACAUUUCAUCUCCUGUUGAGUCUCCUUCCCAAAAGACCAAAAGUGAAACCGUCACUGGAGAAUUAUCAAAACUCUUGGAUGAAAUAAAACUCUGUCAAGAAAAGGAUUAUUCGUUUGAAGACUUGUGCCACACAAUAUCAGACCACUACUUAGAUAAUUUGAGCAAGAUUUCAGAGGAAGAACUUGGGAAAAAUGGAAGCCAGAGUGUAAGAACCUCAUCUACAAUCAAUUUGUCACCAGGAGAAGUGGAAGAAGAGGAUGAUGAUGAAAAUACGUGUGGGCCAUCAGGACUUUGGGAAGCAUUAACUCCGUGUAAUGGAUGUAGGAACCUUGGCUUCCCCAUGCUUGCCCAGGAGUCCUAUCCAAAGAAGAGAAAUUACACUAUGGAAAUUGUACCAUCUGCUUCUCUGGAUACAUUUCCUUCAGAAAAUGAGAACUUUCUGUGUGAUCUCAUGGACACAGCUGUUACAAAGAAACCUUGCUCCUUAGAAAUUGCAAGGGCACCUUCCCCAAGAACUGAUAAUGCCUCUGAGGUAGCAAUUACUACUCCAGGAACUAGUAACCAUAGAAACAGCUCAACAGGCCCAACACCUGAUUGUUCACCUCCAUCCCCUGAUACUGCCCUCAAAAAUAUUGUAAAAGUCAUUCGACCCCAGCCUAAACAGCGAACAUCCAUUGUGUCUUCUCUGGAUUUUCACCGAAUGAAUCACAACCAAGAAUAUUUUGAAAUCAACACAUCUACAGGGUGCACAAGCUUUACUGCCAGUCCUCCUGCUAGUCCACCCACCUCUUCUGUGGGAACCACAGAAGUCAAGAAUGAGGGAACUAACCAUACAGAUGACCUCUCCCGACAGGAUGACAAUGAUCCCCCAAAAGAAUAUGAUCCUGGGCAAUUUGCAGGCCUGCUCCAUGGAUCCUCUCCGGCCUGUGAGUCCCCUGAAAAUCCAUUUCAUCUCUAUGGGAAAAGAGAACAAUGUGAAAAAGGACAAGAUGAAGUCAGUUUGGCAAACAGUCCUUUGCCUUUCAAGCAGUCUCCAAUAGAAAAUAACUCAGAACCUUUGGUAAAGAAAAUUAAACCCAAAGUGGUCAGUAGAACAAUUUUUCACAAAAAAAGCAACCAACUCGAAAACCAUACCAUUGUUGGCACAAGAUCAACCAGGAGUGGAUCUCGGAAUGGGGACCAGUGGGUUAUGAACGCAGGGGGAUUUGUGGAGAGAGCCUGUACUCUGGGGAGAAUAAGGUCAUUGCCUAAAGCCUUGAUCGACAUGCAUUUGUCAAAAAAUGUCUCUAAAUCUGAUUCUGAUCUCAUUGCCUAUCCUUCCAAUGAGAAAACAUCAAGAGUUAACUGGAGUGAAUCUUCCACUGCUGAACACAGUUCUAAAGGGAAUUCUGAAAGAACACCAUCCUUCACAUCGGAAUGGGAAGAAAUUGACAAAAUAAUGAGUUCCAUAGAUGUUGGAAUCAACAACGAACUUAAAGAGAUGAAUGGUGAGACCACAAGACCCAGAUGCCCUGUCCAAACAGUGGGACAAUGGUUGGAAAGCAUUGGGCUACCUCAGUACGAGAACCACCUGAUGGCUAAUGGAUUUGACAAUGUGCAGUUUAUGGGAAGCAAUGUUAUGGAAGAUCAGGAUUUGUUGGAAAUUGGAAUCCUUAAUUCUGGGCACAGACAAAGAAUUCUACAGGCAAUCCAGCUCCUUCCAAAGAUGAGACCCAUUGGGCAUGAUGGCUACCAUCCCACCUCUGUAGCUGAGUGGCUGGAUUCCAUUGAACUGGGCGACUACACCAAAGCCUUUCUAAUUAAUGGCUACACUUCGAUGGACCUGUUGAAAAAAAUCUGGGAGGUUGAACUUAUUAAUGUUUUAAAAAUCAAUUUGAUUGGCCACAGGAAACGUAUUUUGGCAUCUCUGGGAGACAGGCUGCACGACGAUCCCCCACAGAAGCCCCCUCGGUCCAUCACCCUCAGGGAACCCAGUGGUAAUCACACUCCUCCUCAGUUGUCUCCAUCACUUAGCCAAAGCACUUACACCACUGGUGGCUCCCUAGACGUUCCUCACAUUAUCAUGCAGGGCGAUGCAAGGAGGAGAAGAAAUGAAAACUACUUUGAUGAUAUUCCCCGAUCAAAACUGGAGAGGCAGAUGGCUCAGCAGUCGUCUGUCUGUGAAAUAUGGACGAAUCAGAACGCAGGAUUUCCUUUCUCAGCGAUCCAUCAGGUUCAUAAUACAGGAGACUGGGGAGAACCUUCCAUUACCUUGCGACCUCCGAAUGAAGCCACAGCCUCUACCCCGGUACAGUACUGGCAGCAUCACCCAGAAAAGCUUAUCUUCCAGUCGUGUGAUUACAAAGCUUUUUAUUUAGGUUCUAUGCUGAUAAAAGAGCUUAGGGGGACAGAAUCAACCCAAGAUGCUUGUGCAAAAAUGCGGGCUAACUGUCAGAAGUCUACAGAGCAAAUGAAGAAGGUCCCUACUAUUAUUCUUUCUGUCUCAUAUAAAGGAGUCAAAUUUAUUGAUGCAACAAAUAAGAACAUAAUUGCUGAGCAUGAAAUUCGUAAUAUCUCCUGUGCUGCCCAGGACCCAGAAGACCUCUCAACAUUUGCCUAUAUCACAAAAGAUUUGAAGUCUAAUCACCACUACUGUCAUGUGUUUACUGCCUUUGAUGUGAAUUUAGCCUAUGAAAUCAUCCUAACCCUGGGACAGGCAUUCGAAGUCGCUUACCAGCUAGCACUACAAGCAAGAAAAGGGGGACACUCCUCCACACUUCCAGAAAGCUUUGAAAACAAACCCUCCAAACCCAUCCCCAAGCCCCGCGUUAGCAUUCGCAAGUCCGUGCAGAUCGACCCAUCUGAGCAAAAGACUCUGGCCAAUCUACCGUGGAUUGUGGAGCCGGGCCAAGAAGCCAAGAGGGGCAUUAAUACCAAGUAUGAAACCACGAUUUUCUGAUACUCGCCGUCCUCCUGUCCUCGCGGUGCCUUGCUCGCCAAGCGGUCCCGGAGCAGGCUUUCCUUCGCGCCUCCGCGUCCACCCAGCCC
Molecule: messenger RNA, 4442 nt
Organism: Pan troglodytes (chimpanzee)
Lineage: Eukaryota; Metazoa; Chordata; Mammalia; Primates; Hominidae
Gene: ANKS1B
Product: ankyrin repeat and sterile alpha motif domain containing 1B
Exons: 27
Coding region: 496-4353 (1285 amino acids)
Biological process (GO): ephrin receptor signaling pathway
Cellular component (GO): cytosol
Molecular function (GO): ephrin receptor binding
Source: RefSeq, a predicted model, not a curated record